Molecule: messenger RNA, 288 nt
Organism: Phanerochaete carnosa HHB-10118-sp
Lineage: Eukaryota; Fungi; Basidiomycota; Agaricomycetes; Polyporales; Phanerochaetaceae
Exons: 2
Coding region: 1-288 (95 amino acids)
Source: RefSeq, a predicted model, not a curated record
AUGUCCGGCAACCAGAAGAACUCGGGGCAACGGAACACGAACCGUACGAUUGGCUGGUAUCAAUCCUUCGCGCAAUACAGGGCGAGGGUUCGAUGGGAGGCGGUAAAGAGGCUGAUGGAGACCGAGGCGAAGCGUGCCACUUCAAAUGAUUGGCGUGUCUUGUUCCUCGAUCCCAGCUGGUAUUCUGCGCAGCCGUUACAGCGGGAACGCAUCCUCAAAGAAGUAGCGAAGUCGAUCGUCGGGCAGCGCGCGCGUGCGAACGGGACAAGGCAAAUUAUCGUAACGUAA